AGUGUUUGGGAGUUGUUGUUGUUGUUGUUGAACGUGGCACAAAACAACCAAAAAAAAAAAACAUGAAACAUUAAGAUGGCUCCAUUUGUAAAAAUUGUCUUCUCAUGAAGCCUUGCCAUGCAAACCACAAAGUACUCGUCCUAGCAUUUCACCACCAGCUACUUCUACCUAUACCUUCCCGCCAUUGCCCACUACAUAUAUAGAUAGCCAUAUUUUGCCGUCUUACACCGCCGCUCUUCCAUGGAGGGGCGGGUGGGCUCACCGGCCGGGGGCGAUGGCCGGAAAGGUGACCCUCCGUUGACAUCCUUAACAUUUUCGCUGCCCGUCCAACCGGGGAAGGAUCCCGAGACCUACGUCAUCCAAAUCCCCCGUGACCAAGUUUACCGUGUCCCGCCCCCGGAAAACGCCAAAAUCGUCGAGAGUUACCAGGGAAUGCAGUCCAAUAAAAAGGAUACACGGCUUCGCAAAUGUUGCUUUUGGUUCCUGGUCCCUCUGGCAGUCUUAGGGAUUUUGAUAGGCAUCAUCGUCGGCACUAUCAACGGCCUAUACACCCCUAAAUCCCCAAAAUUCUCCAUGGCCACGAUCCAAUUCAAGAAAUCCCCACGACACCCUAAUUUCCAUGUCUCGUUGCUAGUUCAUAACACCAACCAGAGAAUGAAGGUUUCGUUCGGGGACGGAGGUAAAUCGUCGCUGGUUUUCAAGAACCGUGAGAUCGGAAAGGGGAAAUAUCCCACGGUUUCCGUUAAACCAAAGGAAACAACGGCCGUUGAUUUGAAGAUGGCCGCGAAACUUUCGGGCGAUUUACACAAGGAGCUCAACGGUCGCCGGAAAAAAUCGAUGGCGUUGAAGAUCAGUGUGCCGAUGGAGAUUUCGAGUUGGGCUAAGGGGAAGAAGAAAGACGUAAGUAUUAAGUGUGUUUUCAAGGUGGGUUCAUUGGCAAAGAGCGCGGAUUUAUCGGAAGAAUGUGAAACAGAUUUUUAAUUUUUACGUCACUGCAGCCAUAUAUGAUGAUUUUAUUCAUUAUCCCGGCACUUAGCUUGCCUCUCCCCCUUUUUGAUUUUUUCUUUUCUCUUUUCUUCCCGUUUUCACAUUUUUGAAUUCUUUAUUCUUUUGACAUCCAUCUGGAUAUAAAAUAUAUAUUUUUGAAACC
Ipomoea triloba (trilobed morning glory) is the source of this 1150-nucleotide messenger RNA. Its product is annotated as NDR1/HIN1-like protein 13. The record is from RefSeq and is a predicted model, not a curated record. The transcript has a single exon. Lineage: Eukaryota; Viridiplantae; Streptophyta; Magnoliopsida; Solanales; Convolvulaceae. Bases 241 to 981 code for a protein of 246 amino acids.